AUGGUCUCACCGCCGCUGUGCGCACACGAGCGGGGCUGGGCCGAGCGGAGGAAGCCGACGGCCGUUUCCUCCGGCACACGGCGAUCCUCAGGGGCUCAUUGUGUUCCCGAGGACGCGCUCAGGAUGUCGGGGCCGGAGGGGGAGCAGGGGAAGGAGGACGGACCCGUCGCUCAGGAGCCCAUCAGCACAGCAGGGAAGUGCAACACCAUCUACAAAGGUUUUGCUGGCUGCCUCAUCAGCCUGGGGGACAGCAUGGCCCAGAGCGUGCGGCAGCAGCGGGACGAGGAGGAGGAGGAGGGCGGCCAGGAGGCGCGAGAGUUGGACACCAUCUGCAGGUCCUGGGAUGAGUUCCACGCCUGUGCCAGCGGGGUUCUGUCCCGCUGCCCCGAAGAGGCUGCAGCCAUCUGGGAGUCUCUACGCCAGGAAUCCCGCAAGAUCCAGUUCCAGGGAAACCUGCAGGAGCUGUGCAGUGCUCGGGGUCGCCUGGCCAGCUCCCAAGGCUCACCACCUGCCGAGACCAACCAGGCCACACUGCGGGGCUCAGCCCACCACGGUCACCCCGGCAUCCUGCCCCUGCUGGCCCUGCUGCUGCUGGGAGCUUGGGCAUAGGGCUGCCCUCAGCCAAGGACCCGCCGUGCACUGCAGUGCAGGGGUUCAGCCUGGGGUCCCUGCUGACCUCAGUGUGGGCACAGAUUGAGCCCCAGCCCGGCCCCGCAGCCCUCACCCUCUCCUGGAACCUUUCAGAUGGAUUUAUAUUUAUAUUAAAAGAUGCUUUUACAUUUCUCCA
Molecule: messenger RNA, 787 nt
Organism: Meleagris gallopavo (turkey)
Lineage: Eukaryota; Metazoa; Chordata; Aves; Galliformes; Phasianidae
Gene: NRN1L
Product: neuritin 1 like
Biological process (GO): neuron projection extension; nervous system development
Cellular component (GO): plasma membrane
Source: RefSeq, a predicted model, not a curated record